AUAGUCCAUCCUCCACAUAAACUUUGCCCCAACCCAACACUGAAAUUGCACUGCUAAUUUCUCUGCUUCUUCCUUUCUUCCUCAAACACUCUUCACUCAUUGUCAAAACUAAGACCAAUUUCUAAAUGAAGAAAGUAGUGGUGAAAUUGGAUUUGCACGAUGAAAAAGCAAAGCAGAAGGCCAUGAAAUCGGUUUCUAGCCUGCCAGGUAUUGAUUCGAUCUCGAUGGACAUGAAGGAGAAGAAACUGACUGUAGUGGGAGACAUAGACCCUGUGAGUGUGGUGAGCAAAUUGAGAAAAAGUUGGCACACAGAAAUUGUGACUGUUGGGCCGGCAAAAGAGGCAGAGAAGAAGAAAGAUGAAGAGAAGAAAGACGAUAACAAGAAGAAAGAUGAUGAGAAGAAGAAAGAUCCAAAUCAACAGAUUGAGGAGCUUGUCAAACUCUACAAAGCAUACAAUCCCCACAUGACCACAUACUAUUAUGUUCAGAGUGCUGAAGAGAACCCUAAUGCUUGUGCUAUUUCUUGACUCACACUCAUUAAAGCUUUGUGUAAAUUAUAUUUUCGGA
Vigna umbellata (rice bean) is the source of this 567-nucleotide messenger RNA. Its product is annotated as heavy metal-associated isoprenylated plant protein 39-like. Lineage: Eukaryota; Viridiplantae; Streptophyta; Magnoliopsida; Fabales; Fabaceae. Gene Ontology annotation, molecular function: metal ion binding. The record is from RefSeq and is a predicted model, not a curated record.